Aspergillus calidoustus is the source of this 1503-nucleotide messenger RNA. Lineage: Eukaryota; Fungi; Ascomycota; Eurotiomycetes; Eurotiales; Aspergillaceae. The record is from the annotation of a GenBank genome assembly.
AUGAGGCCGUUCGCUGUUGUUUCUGCGCUCUGCGGGCUCAUCCUGUCCAGCAGCUCUAUAGUUUCCGCCCAGUCAACGGCUGCAUCUCUUCCCGCCCAUUUCAAGCCCCCUCAGGUCUUCAAGAAUGUGAAUCUGGUGCGGAAUACGAAUUUGGAAAAGGGUUACGCUCGCGAGACCAUCAACGUGGUUGUCGAAAAUGUGGACAAGGAUCCUCAGAGCGAGUACUACCUGUCCUUCCCAUCGGAGCUCUUCGAUCGCGUCGGAGGACUGGAAGUACGUAACAAAAAGGAAGCGGAGAAGGGCAGACUUGAUGUGGAAGCCGUGGAGAUUGAUUCCUCGAGUGACGUCCGUUAUUUUAUUGCCCACCUUCCCGAACCUCUCGCUCCAUCAUCGCAGAUCACUCUUGGAAUUUCAUACUCACUUCUCAACUCCCUCCACCCACGCCCGGCCGCCAUUGAACAGUCUGAUCGCCAGUUCCUGACCUACUCAUUCUCCGCAUACGUGCCCUCCGCCUACCAAACCGUGACACAGAAGACCAAAGUGAAGUUCCCCAGCACCAAUGUUCCAAACUAUACGGCCACGAACCUCAAGACUGGUGAGGAUCCCGAACGCCAGGGCUCAACCUACACCUAUGGACCCUACGACACAACCAAGGUCUCACCAGGCACUACCCACCCCAUCACCGUCCGCUACGAGUUCACCAAGCCCCUGAUAACCGCCUCGCUGCUUGAACGCGACCUGGAAGUUUCCCACUGGGGUGGAAAUCUCGCGACGGAGGAGCGCUACUGGCUUCGAAACAACGGCUCUACGCUCUUAAACCACUUCUCCCGCGUGGAUUGGACCGUCGCCAACUACCAGCAGUCGCCCUCGUCAGCCAUCCGGGAACUCAAGUACCCACUGAAGCCAGGCUCUGUAGACCCCUACUUCAUCGACGACAUUGGUAACGUCUCUACGAGCCGCUACCGCCCUAGCAAAGGCAACCGAGAGGCCAAUCUCGACUUCAAGCCCCGGUACCCUAUCUUUGGCGGUUGGAACUAUAGCUUCCGCCUCGGCUGGAACAACGACCUCGCAUCCUUCUUGCGCCGGGCUGUACACGGUGCCGACUCUUACGUGCUCAAGGUCCCCUUCCUUGAAGGACCUAAGAUGGCCGAAGGUCUGCAGUAUGAAAAAGUCGUCGUCCGCGUGAUUCUCCCAGAAGGCGCCCGGAAUGUGCAAUAUGAGAUCGUCGAAGGCCCUUCCAGCAACGGUCUCCCAAGCGCAGACCAGUUCAUCGCCGAGUUCUCUUCUCAUAAGACCUUCAUGGAUACAAUCGGCCGCACCACACUGACUCUCACCGUCGAGAGUCUCACCGACGAAGCCCGCGACUCGCAGCUCGUUGUUACCUACGACUACACCCUCUUCGACGCACUACGGAAACCAGUAACCAUUACCCUCGGCCUCUUCAGUGUCUUUGCGGCCAUCUGGUUCGUUGGAAACAUCGACGUUAGUAUUAAGAAGCGAUAG